Messenger RNA from Neodiprion fabricii, 3342 nucleotides. RefSeq lists its product as uncharacterized. Lineage: Eukaryota; Metazoa; Arthropoda; Insecta; Hymenoptera; Diprionidae. Bases 806 to 1849 code for a protein of 347 amino acids. The transcript has 7 exons. The record is from RefSeq and is a predicted model, not a curated record.
CGCCGGCUAGUAUCGGUUAAACAGGUGACAGAGGUGCCUAAAUAGCCAACCACGUUUGGUGCUGUUCAGUUUCAUCAGACUUUAGUGUACGUGCGCAGAUGCGUGUAUCCUACCUGCGAUUUUCACGAUUUUCACCCUCACCUUCACAUCGUAUACCUACUCGCAGUGAUAAACGAGAUGUGAACCAAGGCACGAGACCGCUCUAAUCCAACUGGUAAUAUCAACAGGGACGCGGUGCGGAUGCGGUAAUUAUUUUCAUAUAUUUUAACGAGAAAUGUGUUGCAAAAUUACACCUGGCGAGGUUCACAAAUCCAGCUACAACGCGCUACUAGCCAGGAUCGACAACAUUCCGGAUUAUUGCAUCCGAGUAAGGAAGAGAAAAGGCGUACGUAGAGAAGAAUAUUGAUCACUAAACCCAGGCUCUGCAAGAAUGCUCCUGUACUGGCUGCUAGUGGUUGGACAGAACUAGCGGAGCAUCGAAGAUCAGGAGACUCUCUAUCUCUAGGGUCUCGCGCCAAGUGCAGAGUGAAAUUGGUACUUUACGGAAAAAGUGAGGGUGAAAAAUACCGAGCGAAUAGAUAAAAAGAGAGUGAAUUAAUUCGAGGGAGAAGAGAAGUGCGGAGGAGGCUCUAGGCGAUUGAGGAAAGCAUAGAAUCUACAGUGAAAAUUUGUGCCAGGUAUAAAGAAGCGUGUAAAUGCCUGCGCCUGCUUACAUUAUUCAACACACUUACCUCCGCGCUGAAGCAGCCAUGCCACGUCGGAGACCCGUUUCGAUGAUGAACAGCCGAUUGGAAGAUGACAUGAGAUGUGUAUAUUUUCAGAAACAUUAAAAAUGCGAGGAUCAGAAGCUACGUUGGCAUCCCGUGAAGGAUUAUACCAGCCAAGACAGAUGGACGACAGUAUCAUCCCGUAUGACCUCAAAGAGGCCGACUGCUCGGGUCGAGCUCUGGCUACUCUCGUCGUCGCCUGGGUCGGUGCAGCCUUGGUAGCCUCGGUGCUCCUUAAAUGGACACACAUGUGGGUGGCCCUCGCUGUUCUGACCCUGCUUUUCCUCGCCGCUUGCGGCUAUGCAGCUUGCGACGCCAGAAGGACCCACGAACGGGCCUUGGCAAGGGAGGAACAACGGCAACUCGAACGACGCCGCCGGAGGGAACAGCAACUGGAGUCCGUCGGCGGGGGGAUCGACAAUUAUCCAGAGAUAAUAAACCCGCCGGAAUACCAAACGUACUGGGUAUCGGACCUGCCACCCUCGUACAACAUGGCGGUGAAUACGACGGGCAGCGUCGGCGGAGCAACGACGGGACCGGAAGUUGAUACCGAGGCGCAGUCGAUCACAGCACCGAGGCUGUCAAACCCGCCGCCAUACGCUGUCGCGAUACAGGCAGAGCCGCUGCUUCUGCCGAUCCAAAAUGCACUCCAGAGCGGGAUGUGCGGGGGGGGAAUCCAACCAGCGGUACACGGGGGGUCCCAAAAUUCGGGCCCCCAAACGGCACAGGAAGGCGGGCAGACCAGCUCACACAGCGGGAAUUCCGGCCUCCAAAACAACCAAAGCAUGAAUACGGCCCCCCGGUUUCUGGCGCCUCCGCCCCCGGUCGUCGGGGACGAAGACAAGGUCGGCGAGGGGCCCGAGAGUGGGCAGAACACGGGCAGCGUAGCUCAGACACGAACCCAGUAUCUGGCGUCCAUCAUAAACUCAACCUUCGGCAGGAGCAGGAGGGUCAACAACGGAGACCAGAAUAUUUCCCUGGGAAACGGGCAGACCGAGAGCCAAAACAAUCGUAACAAUAUUAACAACAACAACAACGUCACCGGACAACCACCCCAAUACCCUGCACGGCUAUCAGACUGAUGAGACGAACAACACGUUUUCAAUCGCCGUGCACAGUCGAUUCCCGGGUACGGGGUUGCCGAGAAAUUGAAGCAGGAUUGUUUAAUUGGACCUCACGAGUUUUUAAAUAAUAUGUAUAAAUACUACAUACCUGCAACAUGGACGUCGGAAAGUGGAUAUUUAUAGGCAUUCAGUUGCAAGUAAGCGGAUAAAUGCGACUAUAUGUAACUGAAUUCAAGAGUCACCGAGUUCCUUCAUUCGCGCAAUGUUUACACUUUAAUCGGUAUACAUCUUUGCGUUAAAGUAUUUUUUAAACUUGUUUAAGCCCUAAACGUAAGAUAUCGUAUGAACGAGACUUAUGUAAAUAAUAACUCUUGAUACGUAUACUAUAACAAAGAAGAGAGAAACAAAUUCAAUGUCUCGUCAAAAAUAUAUAUUCAUAUGUGCAAUUUUUCAAUCAACCAUUUAGAUUUUUAUACACUUACCUAAGUCACCAUCGAUUACCUGCUGUGCCUUAAAAUAAAUCUCAUUUACAUUAAGGACGCCCCGGCAAGAAAAAUUGUAUUACGUCUAUAUUACUAGAAAUUUUCAAUUUAUAAACUUCAAGGGAAUAGCUUUAUUUCAGACCUGUGGUCUUUAUUGGACGAGAAUACAUGUAAUGUUCCUUGAUUCACUUUUUCCUCAUAUGCUUAUCUUAGCCAUAACAGCUUUGAUGAAGGCAUAAUUUCGUACGAAACUUCUAUUGAUUUAAUAAAAACAAUAAUUCUAUAAUUAAUUUCAUAGAACAAUGAUAGUAAAAUUUUCAAAAUAGAUCUUCUUGUGCUUAAAACCUUGUUCACAUGGUCUUUACCAAAUAUUGCCGUUUUGAUUUAAGAAGAUUAUCCUGGUAACAAUACGAAUAAAAUGAACCAACGUCUUAGAAAUUUGACUAGUUUAAAUUUACUCCGUAUAUUUGUGUAAUAUUUAGUUGCCCUAUAACUGGUGAUUGGCUACGUGCAUAAAAUCGAUAUUUAUAAACUUGUUUAUUGAAAUCACGUGCUGUUUAAGACUAUAGGUAAUGACAACACGCGAUAGAUGAUUAUAAAUGUAUCCCAUUGUUUAUGCUCAAUUUUUUAAAACAAACAUGAACUUAUAAUUCACUUGAGACUGGUACUGUUGUUAUCAUUAUUGUUCUAAUAACGAUUCUUUAGUUUACUCAAACUUUUAUUUUUUACCAGCAAUUCGAAAAAAUAACGAAAAAGGUGAUAAUGUUAUUUCCACAAGGUCGAUGAUGUGUAUUUCAUUAUCAUAUCGAAGCUUCCACAAUAAACCAUUACACAGUGGCUUAACGAGUAUCAAAUAAUCUUAAAUGAACUUUUCAUUAUAGUAGUUAGGUAAGUAUUAUUAUAUUUAAUUCAUCUAAGCAGUAUCCCUCAUUUCUUCUCCUUAUCUUGUUUAUCCUUGUUUUGUUGCAAGGAACCGACUGCCUGACGAACUGCCUCCGACUGUGGAUCGACUCCGGGUAAAUUUUCAAG